UUCAAUCUGGUCCAAGAGAGAAACAUUUCCUCAAAUCCCCAGACGACGAAACCCUCACAAUGGAACCCUAGAUGUCCAUCAAUCUCUCCUGUAUCUCCAUCCAAUGGACCUCUCCUACCUCCAAUCUAGGGCUUCCACCUCCACGUCCUCCUCUUUUCCACCCCACCGCACCCAGCUACACCCUCGCAUGUACUUCUCAUCCCCCUCCCCCUCAUCCUCAACCUAUUCCCGCGCUUAUCGCCUCCGCCUCAUUGCCGCCGGGCUCUUCGUCUUCCCCUUUCUCCUCUACCUAUUUUUCGUUGCCCGUCGUUCCCACUUGUCCGCUCGGUACACAGCUCCCCGUCCUAAAGGCUUCGGUGUCAUCAUUGAUGCAGGGGCCUCCGCGUCCCGCGUUCGCGUCUUCGAGUUCCUCAAUGAGGGUAGGAUUCCGUUCGUGGCGUUUGAUGGCAAGGGAUCGGUCUCGAUGUCUGUGAGGCCCGGGCUAAGGGAGUUUGCGGUGGAGCCGGAGCGAGCUAGGGUUUUGAUUAGAGAGUUGCUUGAGUUUGCGAAGAGGCGGGUGCCUAGGGCGGCGUGGGGGUAUACGAAGGUGAGGCUGAUUGAAAACGGAGGAUUGGAGGGGUUGGAGAAGGAGGUUAGAAGGGGCAUCUUGGAAUCUUGCAGUCAGGAGCUGAGGGCAUCCGGCUUUUCAUUUAGGGAUGACUGGGCAUCUUCUAUCACAGGUCAAGAAAAAGGCAUUUAUGCAUGGGUUGCCGCUAACUAUGCUCUUGGUACACUAGGAGCUAAUCACAAAGAUACCAUGGGAGUAAUUGAACUUGGUGACACUUCUACACAGGUUACAUUUGUCACAAGUGAACAACUUCCCAUGGAGUUUUCUAGGUUGCUUCGACUACCUGGGAUGACUUACAAGGUCUAUAGUAGCAGUACUAAUUACUAUAGCCAGGAUAGAGCUUGGGAAUCAUUGCAUAAAAUGUGGACUUCCAGAUUAUUGACAAAAACAUCAAAUCUUGUAGAAGAAUCAGUAAUGUUUCCAUGCAUCCCCAAGGGCUAUAAUCAAACAUCUGAUCAUGGUAUCCUACCCAAUUUCAAGGACAGAAAAAUCUGGAAUUUUAAUUUGCAAGGAAAUUUUAAAGCAUGCAGAGGAGAUAUCCAUGCUCUUUUUCAAGAACAAGAUACCUGUACUAAAUCCCCAUGUGAAACAUCACCCAUAGUUAUUCCUACAUUGCAAGGGAAACAUUUUUCUACACAGAAUUUUUUCUUCACUUCAGAGUUGUUUGGCUUGACCCCACGCACUUCCCUGUUGGAUGUGGAAAAAGCUGGACAGCAUUACUGUGAAGAUCACUGGAGUAAACUUAAACAAGAACACUUUGGUAUUGAUGAGGCAGAUUUGUUGAAGUAUUGCUUUUCAUCAGCUUUCAUUGUAGCCUUGCUACAUGACAUCCUUGGAAUUUCCUUAGAUGAAAAGAGGAUUGGAUUUAUGAAUCCAGUGGAAAGUGUUCCCCAUGAUUGGACGCUGGGAGCUUUCAUCUUACAAACAAUAACAGAGCCAUUGGAUGCAAUAGAAAGCCCACCUAAUAUUGUUGGCAGUGGUGCAAUCUCAUACAUGUCAUUCUUUGCAUUUUUAGUUUUGGCAGUCCUUUCCGUAUUCUUUAUAUCAAAAUGCCGUAGACCUCAAUUAAAAACAAUCUAUGACUUGGAGAAGGGACGCUACAUAGUGACUCGCAUCCCCAGGUGAUCGAUUUGAUCUGAUCACUUUUUCCAAGCAUCUAUAAGACAGACAGUCUUAAUUGUACGCGAAGUAGGAAGCUAAACUUGUCCAGUAAAACAAAGGAAGAUCAAAGAACUAAAGGUGCAUGUAUUGGAAUUCAGGACUUCUCUCCUUUAGUUAACAAAAGUGUAAAAGCGCGCAUGAAACUCAAAUAGUGCCAGUUUAUCGAGGUCUAACUGUGUCGAAUGAGAUGCCUGAUCCAGUAGUGCAGAAUGAGCUAGCAGCAUUGGAGAUGUGGAUCAUCACGCAGCUUCAUGCAAAUGAGUUCAUGUCCGUUGUCACAGAAAUGCGAACUCCUGAGACAUUAAGGAGAUUUAGGCUUCGUUUGGGACAUCUUUCUUACUGCUUCUUAGAGCAGCUUUUUAGUAUAAAAACUUUAGUUUUUAAACUAAAAAAUUAUUUUAAGAAGCAAUAAAAAAAUUGUCCCAAACGAAGCCUUACUCUGCUCUGAAUCUCGAUUGCCUGGAUCUGGGGUGACACAUUAUGUGUGCUUGUUAUUGAUUUUUUGUCUACAAGCACCAUGGUUCAUAAGUUGCUUCCUCUUAAUUUUUUGUCAUUUAUGACAGCCAACUCUGGUUGGUCCUCAAGUGAAUAAAAACGCCCCAUAUCUACAGUGCCUCAUUUUAUAUCUCUAUUUACCCUUAUUUUCAAUGUUUCAUUUUAAUCUUCCCUGCAAGUGUAUUUUUUGGUUAUUUCAUCUGCAGAAAAUGAAUGGUUGUGGUGUCUUUAA
Messenger RNA from Dendrobium catenatum, 2495 nucleotides. Its product is annotated as probable apyrase 6. The record is from RefSeq and is a predicted model, not a curated record. The transcript has 8 exons. Gene Ontology annotation, molecular function: nucleoside diphosphate phosphatase activity. Gene Ontology annotation, cellular component: membrane. Gene Ontology annotation, biological process: nucleoside diphosphate catabolic process. Bases 104 to 1732 code for a protein of 542 amino acids. NCBI's taxonomy places the organism in Eukaryota, Viridiplantae, Streptophyta, Magnoliopsida, Asparagales, Orchidaceae.